Molecule: messenger RNA, 6928 nt
Organism: Lymnaea stagnalis (great pond snail)
Lineage: Eukaryota; Metazoa; Mollusca; Gastropoda; Lymnaeidae
Source: the annotation of a GenBank genome assembly
CAGUGAGUCAGAAACUCAGUUAUCAAACUUGAAUACCACUUUUAAUCGGAGGACUUCACGUAGGAACGGCCAAUCGGCUCGGCACAUUUCAUACAAAAAUCUGACUAAAGUUGUGGUGAGUGUCCAACAUUGCCAUUGUUCAUCUCGUCAUGGGCCGAUUGUUAUCUUCAUUUUAUUGUCUAAAUGUAUAAUUUUACUUCCAAAUAUAAAAUGACUUGUAAGACUUUAUAACAGUUAAGGAAUAUUAUAAAUUGAAUCAACUCAAUAGUCAAUAUUUUUUAAAGUCAAAAAUGAUAUGAAAUAUUGAACUUAAUUUUAUAACGACACCUGCUUGUCAAAUUUCAACCUUUUUUCAGCAGCCACGGAGAGUUCCAACUCAUAGACCACCAGUGACAAAAAACAAGCACUCUGUACCUGACACAGCUCGUUAUCGUUCAAGGUCAACCUCCCCUGGCUUGAAGCCCAAAACACAAGGUCAAGCUAUUAAAAUUUUUUAAUUUUCUCCCUAAUUUCAUUCAAAUCUAAGUAAACUGCAAUCUUUUUUAUUGGAGAAUUAUUGAUUUUAAUCAAAUGAUCUUUUCUUAUUUUCAGCUGGAAGACGGGACUUUGCUACAUCUCCUAUAACAUUUUUGUUUCCUCAAAGAACAAAAGUGCCAUCAGCAUUACAACAGAAACUUAAGAUGAGCUACUCACUGGCUUCCCAUCGGAAAGCAAGAAAAGCCGCCGACAGUCGGCAGAUAGCAACAUUUCAGCAACGUAUCGCGCACCUCCUCAACCAAGUGGCUAUCAUGAAGAGAGCAAAAAUGUCUGCAGUUGAACUGGAGGAGAAACUUCGUGACACUGUCAAUAAAUUACAAAGUGAACUUGCCUCUGUUACUGGCAGGUUGAAAGCUUCCAAACAACUUGUACAGGUGAGAUGUGUUUGUAGCUUCUGUUUGUUAACUUUGAGAUGUGAUCUGUUUCUCAAAGUUAAGGAAAAGAGUGAAAAAAAGUAUGAAAAUACCUAAAAACGUGAACGCAACAAAACAACGAAUGUUGCGGCAGGAAGCCUUCGUCAGCGAACAAACAGUUAUAACAGAAUUAAAUAAAAAUAGCACUUAAUCAAAAAGGAGUAUCCGAGGGGACAGGAAAAGAAUCGUGGCCUUACUUAAUCCUAUAGAAACAUAUAUUCCAGAUUGUUCACAUUACCACUACGCUAUCGGAUACUGCUUGUUGUUUGUUCUCCGAUGAAAGUUUUCAGCCGAAACGUUCGGUAUUUUAUUGCGUUCUAAGUUGAUCUAAAAUCUCUAAUUUGAAUGUUAUUUUAUAAACUGGCUGGCAUUCAGCAGAUUUAACAGCAAUACAAAGACAUACAGAAUAACUGCGAUUGACAUUCUUAAAAUUGAUUUAUCAAACAGAAACUUCAAGAUGAUAUUGAGAAGAUGCACAAAGAGAAACAUGAGUUAGAACUGGCAGUCUCUAAGAAUGAAAUAAAACCAGAUGCCACGUCUGCUGAAAGUUUGGAGAUUAAGGCCCAGGAGGCCAGACUUAAGGUUUGAUAUGUUGUUUGGUUUAGUCUAGUCCAUUAGGUCCAUUGCCAACCUGCCAUUAGUUCAAGCCAUUAGCUGACAUAGUUGUUUGUUCAAUUGACACUUUGAACAAUAGCUCUUAGUUCAAGCCAUUAGCUGACAUAGUUGUUUGUUCAAUUGAGACUUUGAACAAUAGCUCUUAGUUCAAGCCAUUAGCUGACAUAGUUGUUUGUUCAAUUGACACUUUGAACAAUAGCUCUUAGUUCAAGCCAUUAGCUGACAUAGUUGUUUGUUCAAUUGACACUUUGAACAAGAGCUCUUAGUUCAAGCCAUUAGCUGACAUAGUUGUUUGUUCAAUUGACACUUUGAACAAGAGCUCUAAGUUCAAGCCAUUAGCUGACAUGGUUGUUUGUUCAAUUGACACUUUGAACAAGAGCUCUUAGUUCAAGCCAUUAGCUGACAUAGUUGUUUGUUCAAUUGACACUUUGAACAAGAGCUCUUAGUUCAAGCCAUUAGCUGACAUAGUUGUUUGUUCAAUUGACACUUUGAACAAGAGCUCUUAGUUCAAGCCAUUAGCUGACAUAGUUGUUUGUUCAAUUGACACUUUGAACAAUAGCUCUUAGUUCAAGCCAUUAGCUGACAUAGUUGUUUGUUCAAUUGACACUUUGAACAAUAGCUCUUAGUUCAAGUCAUUAGCUGACAUAGUUGUUUGUUCAAUUGACACUUUGAACAAUAGCUCUUAGUUCAAGCCAUAAGUUGACAUAGUUGUUUGUUCAAUUGACACUUUGAACAAUAGCUCUUAGUUCAAGCCAUUAGCUGACAUAGUUGUUUGUUCAAUUGACACUUUGAACAAGAGCUCUUAGUUCAAGCCAUUAGCUGACAUAGUUGUUUGUUCAAUUGACACUUUGAACAAGAGCUCUAAGUUCAAGCCAUUAGCUGACAUGGUUGUUUGUUCAAUUGACACUUUGAACAAGAGCUCUUAGUUCAAGCCAUUAGCUGACAUAGUUGUUUGUUCAAUUGACACUUUGAACAAGAGCUCUUAGUUCAAGCCAUUAGCUGACAUAGUUGUUUGUUCAAUUGACACUUUGAACAAUAGCUCUUAGUUCAAGCCAUUAGCUGACAUAGUUGUUUGUUCAAUUGACACUUUGAACAAGAGCUCUUAGUUCAAGCCAUUAGCUGACAUAGUUGUUUGUUCAAUUGACACUUUGAACAAUAGCUCUUAGUUCAAGCCAUUAGCUGACAUAGUUGUUUGUUCAAUUGACACUUUGAACAAGAGCUCUUAGUUCAAGCCAUUAGCUGACAUAGUUGUUUGUUCAAUUGAAACUUUGAACAACAGCUCUUAGUUCAAGCCAUUAGCUGACAUAGUUGUUUGUUCAAUUGACACUUUGAACAAGAGCUCUUAGUUCAAGCCAUUAGCUGACAUAGUUGUUUGUUCAAUUGACACUUUGAACAAUAGCUCUUAGUUCAAUUAGCAUCUACAAACUACUAUCAAAAAAUAAAUGAUGGAUUGAAAUUACUUACCAUUUAAAUAGAAACCAUAUUGAUAGCCAGACCAAUAUUUUGUUUUGAGGGAGAAACUCUCAAUUUAAUUUUUUUAAACAAAGUAAUAGAGAGACAAUGAUUGUAAAUAUUUGUUAUUUGUCUAUUUUGUUACCCGCUGUUAUUUGUCUAUUUUGUUACCUGCUUUUAUUUGUUCAUUUUGUUACUCCCUGUUAUUUGUCCAUUUUGUUAGGCCCUGUUAUUUGUCCAUUUUGUUAUUCGCUGUUAUUUGUAAAUUUUGUUACUCCCUGUUAUUUGUCCAUUUUGGUAUUCGCUGUUAUUUGUAAAUUUUGUUACUCCCUGUUAUUUGUCCAUUUUGUUAUUCGCUGUUAUUUGUAAAUUUUGUUACUCCCUGUUAUUUGUCCAUUUUGGUAUUCGCUGUUAUUUGUAAAUUUUGUUACUCCCUGUUAUUUGUCCAUUUUGUUAUUCGCUGUUAUUUGUAAAUUUUGUUACUCCCUGUUAUUUGUCCAUUUUCUUACUCCCUGUUAGUUGGCGGCCACUGAAGCCACUCGUCAGGCAGCUGCUAUAAAAAAUUUGAAGACAGAAAAUGAAAGUUUACAUGAACAAGUCCGUUCAAUGCAGGACAGGUAAUGUGUAGUUCUUUGUACCAAAUUAUCACAGGUAAUGUGUAGUUUUUGUACCAAAUUAUCACAGGUAAUGUGUUGUUCUUUGUACCAAAUUAUCACAGGUAAUGUGUAGUUCUUUGUACCAAAUUAUCACAGGUAAUGUGUAGUUCUUUGUACCAAAAUCACAGGUAAUGUGUAGUUCUUUGUACCAAAUUAUCACAGGUAAUGUGUAGUUUAUUGUAUUAAAUUAUCAUUUAAUUUAGUGUAAUGUGACCAAUCUUGAAUAUUUUUCUCUAUAGAAUUAAGUAAGGCUACUAAUGCUUCUACUCCCAUCCCUAGGGUUAAGUAAUUCAAUCAACAGUUCUAUUCCUCUAUCCCCACCUGUAGGGUUAAGUAGGUCUAUUAAUCCUUCUAUCCAUACCUGUAGGAUGAACCACCUGGAGAGAGAUGUCAACCAAAAGAGAAUUCUCCUGGAGAGUCAGAAGUUGAAACUCAAACAGUUUCAGGAAAUCAACAAGACAGAGGCAGACAAUUUGGUCAGACAUUUCAUCAGAUUUAAAAACUUAAUUAGUGCUUUUAAAAAGUCACUUGAUUCUACAAGAUAUUAAACAAAGAUUAUUUCUUGAUAUCUAUAGGAUAUAAAACAAAGAUAAUUUCUUGAUAUCUAUAAGAUAUAAAACAAAGAUAAUUUCUUGAUAUCUAUAAAAUAUAGAACAGAGAUAGUCACUUGAUUAUAUAAUACAUCAAACAAAGAUAAUUUUUCAUAUGAAUUUCAAUUUCAAACAUGAAAUAAGAGAAUAGCCAUUAAGCCAUCACCUAUUAUGUGUGUCUAUCUACAUCCAAUGUAAUUCUUCAGAAAACUUUUACGUAUAAAUCCAAUUAAAAUGAAUUCUUUAUUCAAAACUUAUAAGAAUAAAAAUAAUAUUUGGAGACAACUUGUCCAUUAUUUAAACCUGGCACAAUCUUUGUAAUGUAAAAAUUAUAUUUUUCUUGGACUUUAAUGGCCUUUAGCUUUUUCUUUUCUCUUUCUCUGAGUUUGAGUCAAAUCUUAAUGUAUUGAUAAUGUGUUUAGAUAACAUAUUAAAGUAAUUAUAAUUCAAAUAAAAAAAAAAUAUGGAUGCCAAUCAUAGAUAAGAUUUAUUAAAGGCUUUUUCAAAUGUUCCAUGUCAAAUUUUUCUAUGUUUAGAAUCUGCUCUAUUUUGAUAAAAUGUUCUAUAUUUAUAAAAAGUUCUAUGGGAAACGUUUUUUUUUUGUUUGAUCAUUAUUUUUUUCUUUAGGAAGAGCUUGAGACAAAAAUGAAACUGUUGACAGAUGCCAACAACAAGAUGAAGGUGCAGGUAAAUUGGUGAAAACAAAUUUAUUUAUAGUUACUAAAUGUGAUGUACACAUUUAAACUUUGUUUAUAGCAGUGGUUCUAAAAUUGGUCUAGAGUUUUGUAGCUGGAGAUCGAGACUUUGCUGAUACGUUUUAGGAGUCAUUGAAGGGGGAAAUUAGUGGCCACACACACUGAGCACCAAAAUAUUAAUGGCUGCACACACUGAAGAGCACCACAAAAUUAAUGUUGCAAACACUGAGCACCAUACAAUUACUUAAACAUUCUUUUUAAAAUUUACUUAAAAAGUCAUGAAACUUUUGUACAAAUUAGAUUUCUAAUGGUGACAGAGUUGUCAGUAGUUAUAUCAAAACUGAUGGUAUGAUUAAAAUAUGUUUUCUCUCCACAAUAAAGAUGCACAAUUUGAUGUAUAGACCUGUGUAAUACUGUUAUUGGAAGAAAUAUUUCAUAACAGGAUUUUGCAAGAAAUUUUUGUGCAACAUUUACCAUACAGAUAAUUUUUUGUUUUUGAAAACCCCAGGUAUUUUUUUUAUCCCGAACUUCUGGUGGAAUUUCUUUUUCACAUACAAACUGGUAGAGGCGAAAUAAAUUUUGUGAACAAUAUGAUUUGGAAAAAUAACAUACACAUGAACUUGCAUACUUUAUGACACAAUUAUUUUAAAUACAUCAACUUGAGGCAUGUGUGUUUGAGGGACAGGUUAAGUCCAUCUAGUGAUAUCUCAGGUUUUUAUCCUAACUUCAGGUAGACUCACUUAGGAAAAGACUAGGUCUUGUGGUCAAGGAAAAAAAAGGGUAUGAGGACAAAUUUCUGAAAGUAUCCUUGGACCUUGAGGAUAAGGUAAAUAUUAGUGAAGUAAGAUGAAGAACCAAAGGAAUUUUUUGGAAAAAAAAUGCAACAGUAAUUUUAUAAUUUUUUCAUGAGAUUAUCAUUAUUCUUACUAGAGUAAAAGGUUUUAAAAGCUAUACAUCUGAUUAAAGGGAUUAAGAAAAAAAAAUUAAAAAAGACUUUUCAAUAUUAACAGUAAUAAAAAGACACUAAAUGAUUUGAACAAUUGCUGGAUUCCUAUAACAAAACAAAAAACAAUGAAAAAGAAAUUUCAAAGACUUAUGGUGUCAGAAGCGGUCAAAACAAUUGAAGUUUUAAUUUGAUAUUAUUUGAUAUUGUUUAUAGUGUCUUGUCUUAUCAUUCAAUCCUUAACAAUUUCAAAUAUUUCAUACCAACAUCUUGAAGGCUAUCUCUCAUGUUAUUCUUCAGACUAAGCAGCUGUUUGAGGUGACAUCCCACCGCAUGGCUCUAGAAAGUGCCCUGUCUGACCUUGAGUCCUCUGCCCAACAACAGCUUCAUGGCCUGGCGUCCCAGUCAGAGGCAGCCAUUGACACCGCUAGGGAGAAGUUGACAGUAGCCCAAACCAGACUUUUACAGUUUCAUUCUGCCAUAAAGGUAGUCAUUGCUACUUAUUAUUAUAUAUACAUAUUUUUUGUAAUUUUCUUUAAUAUAAAAUGUAUACAAUUUUUGUGAUUUGACUUAGUUUUUUUUUCAUUUAACCUAUAAAAGCUUUCGAAAGUUAAAAAAGAAAUCUGGCAUUUACUAUUAUCGAUUUUUAAUGUUGUGAAUGACUUAACGUUGCAUGUUUCAUUGGUAAAGAAUUCAGUUUCGUAGACUUUAUUUCAUUUUAACUUUUACUUGAUAAAUCAUAUUACCUUUGUCACUGCAGAAAUCUUAGCCACAUUGCUUAAAUCUACAAAUUUUUUCAACAAAGUAUGGAAAUUUGACAGCCUCCUUUUGGUAAUUUCAGAUCCUAGCUACAGAACUUGUUAACCGAACUGAAAGAGCUCGGUCAAAAUUAAAAGAGGCCAUAAUGGCCCAGGAAAGACGUCAGCGAGACGAUGACCCAUCUCUUCAGAAAGCACAGGAUAAAGCUAAAGAUAUUUUGAACCUGAGCCAGUCGGAUCUUGAUGACAUCAUGAGUGCAGAUGGCGAU